AUGACCCAAGAUGAGAUUAAUGAUGGUCUUGGCUCUCCAUUUGCGACCACCAAGUUCGCUUGCCAUAGUGCUACUGGCAUUUCCGAGAAGAGUAUCAUGCGGAUUUAUAUCCAAAUCCCUGUCACUAGAACAAUCGCUCGUGGCAUUAGAGCCCAAGCACAGCAGGCUGUCCCACAGCAGACACAUACGGAACUGGCGGCACUCAAGAGACUUGCAGAACAGAAUACCCCACAUGAGAAUAUAGGCUACCAUGAGGUACAGCAAGAUGACGAAAGUUGUGUUCCAGGCGGCUAUAUUAACUAUAUGAUGAAGUUCGGCAGCAAUUUCGCAUUGCAUAUGAGUAUCUUUAUCAAUCCCCUCCACAUAACGUGA
Penicillium vulpinum is the source of this 372-nucleotide messenger RNA. RefSeq lists its product as uncharacterized. The record is from RefSeq and is a predicted model, not a curated record. Lineage: Eukaryota; Fungi; Ascomycota; Eurotiomycetes; Eurotiales; Aspergillaceae. Bases 1 to 372 code for a protein of 123 amino acids. The transcript has 2 exons.